Molecule: messenger RNA, 699 nt
Organism: Colletotrichum higginsianum IMI 349063
Lineage: Eukaryota; Fungi; Ascomycota; Sordariomycetes; Glomerellales; Glomerellaceae
Product: Ribosome biogenesis protein Nop16
Exons: 2
Coding region: 1-699 (232 amino acids)
Biological process (GO): ribosomal large subunit biogenesis
Cellular component (GO): nucleolus
Source: RefSeq, a predicted model, not a curated record
AUGGGUUCCGUCCUCCAGAAGAAGAAGCGCCGCUCCAGCCGCCAAAAGGUCAAGAUGCCCAACCGGCCUAAGAAGCAGCUGAACCCCCUGGGCAACGACAUCAUCGCAAAGAACUGGAACAAGAAGGAGACCCUGACGCAGAACUACCGCCGCCUCGGCCUCACGGCGCGCCUCAAGGCGCCGACGGGCGGUGUCGAGAGGACCCUGUCCCAGGUCGAAGAGAGCAAGUCCGCCGCGCCCUCCUCCUCCGCCUCCCGCCGCCCCCGCCGCGACCCCUUCGCCAUCGCCCCGACAGAGGAGGUCAUCUUCGAGGAGGCCCGCGUCGAGCGCGACGAGAACGGCAAGAUCAUCAAGAUCCACUACGGCAGCGACCGGCGCAGCAACCCGCUCAACGACCCGCUCAACGCCCUCGAGAGCGACGCCGAGGGCUCUUCCGACGACGGCGCCGAGCAGGAGUGGGGCGGCAUCGACGACGAGAGCCGGCCCGAGGUCAUCCGCCUGCUCGAGAAAGACGCCGCCAUCCCGAGGGUCAAGAAGCCGAGGCACAUGAGCCAACAGGAGAGAGAGUGGCUCGAGCGGCUGACGGCCAAGCACGGCGACGACGUCGCCGCCAUGGCGAGGGACAGGAAGCUGAACCCCAUGCAGCAGACGCAAGGCGACAUCGCCCGCAGGAUCAAGAGGCUUACGGGAAAGGCUUAA